Messenger RNA from Archocentrus centrarchus (flier cichlid), 2481 nucleotides. RefSeq names its product Rho GTPase activating protein 25 (gene arhgap25). The record is from RefSeq and is a predicted model, not a curated record. Gene Ontology annotation, cellular component: phagocytic cup. Gene Ontology annotation, biological process: negative regulation of small GTPase mediated signal transduction; actin filament organization; activation of GTPase activity. Lineage: Eukaryota; Metazoa; Chordata; Actinopteri; Cichliformes; Cichlidae. The transcript has 11 exons. The coding region runs from base 145 to 2040 and encodes 631 amino acids. Gene Ontology annotation, molecular function: GTPase activator activity.
UGUGAGAUCUCCUCUUUCUCUGUGUGUUUGAGUGUGUAUUUAUGUGUGUUUGUGUGUGUGUGUGUGUGUGUGUGUGCGCGCGUGCUCCAGUGAGGUGCUUGUGUGAACUGAACCACUGACCUGUGGGAUGAAUUAUUAAGGACAAUGUCUCUGAAACUACCUCGCAACUGGGACUUCAGCACCUUCAAGGCAGAGACAGCUCGCAUAGCUCGAUCCAAAAGUGUGAUACCUGGAGAGGGAGGCCCUGGCCAGGGCUCGCCACGCUCCUCAAGGCUCAUGGACAAGCCCCUGAAGGCCGGCUGGCUGAAGAAGCAGCAGAGGUCUUUAGUCAAGAACUGGCAGCAGCGCUACUUUGUUCUGAGAGGAAGCACUUUGACUUACCACAAAGAUGAUAAGGAGACCACUGUCCAGGGAGUCAUCCAGCUGCGCUUCAGUAAAGUUAAUGAACUCCCCCCAAAUUCAGAUGACCCUGGAAAGUACCUCUUUGAGAUCAUACCACGUACAACUGGAGACAGAGAGCGAUGUCCACAUGUGCUCAUGGCAAACUCCCAGAGCGACAUGGAAGAGUGGGUCCGCUCUCUGCGCAGAGUCAUCGGAAUGCCAACAAGUGGAGUGUUUGGAAAGAGUCUCAUGGACAUUGUGACAUACGAGCAACGCUUUGGACCUCACAUGGUGCCAAUUCUGGUGCAGAAGUGUGUGGAGUUCAUCAAAGAACAUGGGCUGGAUGAGGAGGGUAUCUUCCGUCUCCCUGGUCAGGAUAACGCUGUCAAACAGUUCAGAGAUGCCUUUGAUGCAGGAGAGAGGCCCUCUUUCCCUAGUGACACAGAUGUCCACACGGUGGCGUCACUGCUCAAACUGUACCUGCGGGAGCUGCCUGAACCUGUGGUGCCCUGGAGUCAGUACCAAGACUUCCUGGACUGCACCAACCUGCUGGACUUCACCAGCACUGAGGGUUGGGAAAAGUUGGAGAAACAAAUUGCUCUUCUCCCCAGAAUAAACUACAACCUUCUCAGUUAUGUCUGUCGGUUCUUGUUUGAGGUGCAGCUACACUCCAAGGUAAAUAAGAUGAACGUGGAAAACUUGGCAACUGUGAUGGGCAUCAACCUGCUCAAACCUCAGAUAGAAGACCCUAUCACUGUGAUGAAAGCGACUCCUCAGAUCCAAAAGCUGAUGACUGUGAUGAUCAGACAGCAUGAGACUCUGUUUCCUCUCUCCAAAGACGUGCUUCCCUCCUCUCCUUCAAACAAGGCAGAGAGCCAGAAGAACGCUCCCCGAAGCUUUGUGGGCUGGGAAUCCUCAGAGAUGGGUGAUGCAAGUCUGUCCGAGUCUCCAGAAGAGGAGGACUUUGACAGUCCUGGCCCACUGAGGGGAGACCACAGUCCCAAAACCCCCCUGCAGGGGCCUUCAUCUCCUUCUGCAGAUGACUGGCUAGGAAGCCCCCGCAAGCGCACUCAGACCCUACCCUCCUUCAGCUGUCCACUCACCGGGAUGGCAGCCAAGACUGAGGCCCUCAGGUGGAGUCGCAUUCAGGAGAGCGUGGAUGAAAAGUGCGGGACGUUGUCAGAAGACAUUUUUAAAAUCCUGGACCUGCGGACUUCCGGAUCAUUUUUCGGGGGAUCUCAAAUGAGUAACAAGGAUGAAGAGGAUAGAUUAAAGACCCGAAGGGGGAGUGACAACCAAGUUUCUAUUACUGCUGCCCCCCAAAGCCCUAAAAGUAACUCCCAGUCUGCCCUGGUUCUCUCUCAUCAAAAGAGUGUAGACACCCUGCCAAUGACCAGCCCCACACAGCAGGUCAACAGCAUGCCACAACUGAAGAAAGACCCCGAGCAGCCGCUUCUAGACAGUUUGCAGAAGGAGAACAAGGAACUGAAGGCCACCAUUGCAGAACUCCAGUCUGCUCUGGAGGCAGAACGCCGCCGUGUGGCCGCUCUGGAGAUCUGCCUAAAAAAUGCAGAACGUAGCAGAGACGAGGCCCAGAGACGCAACCAGGAGCUGCAAAGAGACAUUGAACAGUUCACGAGAAAAAACUCUCCUGCUUAAAAGUCAUUUUGUGAUUCACUUAUAGUGGAUUUGUGAUCCAGUUACCAGAGUGGCUCCCCCAUUAACACAGGAAAUCUUUGCAUCAAUCACUGGAGUCACUGGAUUGUUUCUGUUUGGACUCUGUGUGGUCUUAUAGGUAAAUUAUUGAUUAAUAAAUUUGUAUUUGAGGCAUAAUAUCACACAAGAGAGAUUUUAAAUAUGUUUGACCUUCCCCUUUGCAGCAGUCACGUCACUGUGUAUGAACUUCCUUCAUCUGGUGUAACUGUUAUACAGAACAUAUUUACAUGAAUUACUUACAUGGACGUCUAGGGUCAGAAAUCAGCUUUGUUCCAGCCCUGUGAUCAGAGGAUGACUGGAUCAUCUAAUAUAAAUGCUGGACAAUGCAAAUAGUGUGUGUCAUACAGGGGUCAUCACGUUUUGUUUCAGUGGUAAAUUAAUAAA